This is a messenger RNA of Carassius auratus (goldfish), 3891 nucleotides long. Its product is annotated as melanophilin. Lineage: Eukaryota; Metazoa; Chordata; Actinopteri; Cypriniformes; Cyprinidae. The record is from RefSeq and is a predicted model, not a curated record. Gene Ontology annotation, biological process: intracellular protein transport. Gene Ontology annotation, cellular component: cortical actin cytoskeleton. The transcript is spliced from 15 exons. The coding region runs from base 91 to 1803 and encodes 570 amino acids. Gene Ontology annotation, molecular function: myosin binding; small GTPase binding; actin binding.
CUCUGACUAUCCUCACAUUAUCUGCCUCAUCCCGAGAGACUUGGGAAGAGCAGUUACUUGUCUGCAAGCAAGAUCAACUAACCUCUGAAUAUGGACAAUAAGUUGGACCUGUCCAGACUAACAGAAGAGGAGGCCAAACAUGUGUGGGAGGUCAUUCAAAGAGAUUUUGACCUCAGGAAGAAGGAAGAGGAGAGGCUCAGUGAGAUUAAAUCUAAGAUCGAGAGGGAAGAAACAAAGAGGGAACUCCUGGGGUCUCAGACAAACCUGACUGACUCUCACUGUAUCCGCUGCCUGCAGCCCUUUAAGUUCCUGGUGAACAGCAAACGGCAGUGUAUGGACUGUAAACUCUACACCUGCAAGACCUGCAGCCGCUACAACAAGAAGGAGCACGGCUGGGUAUGCGACCCCUGCCGCAUGUCCAGGGUCCUGAAAAUUGGAACCUUGGGGUGGUACCAUGACAAUAUACACUCUCGCUUCAAGCGUUUUGGCAGCGCAAAAGUGAUGAGGUCACUGUACAAGAGAUUAAAUGAAGAGGGGCACCGUGAUGAUGACACACAGAGCAUGACUGAUGUGCGCAAUGUAUAUAAUGGUCAUGAUGAACAUUUGGAUGCAUCUGAAGCUCAACAUUAUAAGCAGAAACGAAAGACCAAGCGUCUUCUCUCUGUCCACCCCAUGGAUCUUGACAUGGAGGACUAUACCACUCAUUCUCGCAGACAGUCUAUCCAGAACAUGCACGAAGACAGAGGUCAGCGGAAUGAUGUAGAAUACAACUCUGAGAUGUACCAUCACCAUCAUCAUCGCAUGAACCGGAGGAAAAGUCUCGAUAGGUUCUCACGCCCAGAUGAUGGCAUGUACUCUGAAAACAGAAUGGUACGCGCUCGCUCGCUCUCUAAAAUCAACUCCUCUUUGGCUCCACGCCAGAUUUAUCUGGAUACUUCAGAGGAGGAAGAUAUGUUACGAUACCCUGUCUACCAGCUGCCCCCAAGACGCCGCAGUCGAGCAUCAUCUCAAGAAAACGUUCAUCAGAGUGCACCACCGAUCAAUAACCUGAAUAAGAGAAUGUCUGCCAUUGAGAGUCUCUUAAAUCGACUGGAAGAGAAAAUGACUUUGCCUCAUGAUCAGCCUGUCCAGCCCACAGCAGGGCAGAUGGAGGAGGAGAAGCUGAGGAGAAAACUAGAUGAGCUGAUGAGUGACAAGGCACUGUCCUCUGACGAGGAUGAGCCGAGAAUACCUCCUCAUUCCAAAGGGCCCGCUGUGAGGGGGGACCACGCACCAAUGGCCCCUAUAUCCCAAGAACCUUUGAGCUCCUCCAGUGAUGAAAUGCCCACUGAAGCACAAAAGAGAUCCACCGCGGCGGCCCUAUGCGACAUCACAACUGAGAUUCUAAGAACAAUUAAUGCCACUGAAAGCGCUAUGAACGAGUUGGCCCCCUCAAAUCCUAAUGACAGACCUCAGUUAGCGGUCACAGAUCUUAAGCAGGCUGAUGAUGCUUUCAGGGAACUUGAGGAAAAUGUGUACAUGAGUGCAGGGACAUCCUUCGAAAUGGCAAAAAAGUUGCACAUGAUUGAGCAGAAUGCUAAGAAUCAAUACAGCGGCCCGUUAACUGAUUCAGAGCUCUCUGAACUGGAGGACCAGGUUGCUUUGGCAGCUGCUAAGGUUCAGAGCACAGAGAGUGAGGUCUCAGACAUUGAGAGCAAGAUUUCUGCUCUAAGUGCUAAAGGAUUAUCAUUUGAUCAAGCCAAGAAAAAGGCACUGAGUAUACAACAAAAAAGGAAGUUUUCCCAAGACAGAGUACACUUUUAAGUGUAUCCAGGACAUUACGUUUACUUCUUCAGCAUUGUCUUACAUAUUCCUUAUAUCAAGAUAUCUGUGCCUAUAUUACUUGACAAUGUGCUUUAUCGUAUGUUCAAGAUUUUUGACACAGAUCUUGACUUAGCACCAGUAAACUUUUGUCAAGGUACUUUUGACUUUUGUACCUUGGCAACUUAGAGAUUUUAAUAAUAAAGUUGGUAUGUCAAUUUUUUUUUCUUCAGUGCAUAGAUAGUAUUUUUGGAGAUACACUAAAGAUGUCACUUUAUUAAGCAAUACAUUUCAAAUUAUUUAAUAUCUAACACUUACCCAUCUCUGGUAGUGAUGAGAAGUUCAGAUCAUUUUACCGACUCGGACCUUUGAGUCUCAUUCAGUAAAAUGAACAAAUCUUUUUUUUUUUUGCGUCAUUUAAAUUAAUUUUAUCAAAUAUAAUUAAAAUGUUACGUGUUACUUCCCUGAUGUCUACUAGUACUUAUGCAACCGUUGAUCUACAAACAAUACAAAACUAUAAUGCAAUACAGAAAAGAUUAAUUCAUUGAUUAGCUCACCUCACCUUAUCUGACCUCUUAUCUUAUCUAAGCCAAUGCAGUCUGAGCCGGAAAGAGGACUGAUUAGUUCAUCUCAUGGGUCUUUCAGGUUUGAGUCAUUCCUUUAUCAUGUGAUAGACCCAUCAGCGUUAUACUAAUGCAUUGUCUAAUACAAAGAGAAUUGUCAUUAUUAUUAUCACCAUCAUUAUUAUAAGUAUUAUUUUCUCUUACAGUUACUGCAUUUCCUGUCUCAAACUGUAGCUUUUUACUUCUAACAGUUUAUAAAUGCAUGAUUUUCUGUCAUGAUUAUUAUUUUUUAUACCCUUAAUGUUGAAACAAAGGUAAUAAAGAGUUGGUUAUUAUGAUUAAGUCUCUUUCCGGCUCAGACUGCACAGGUUAAAGCUUAUGGGUCUGUCACAUGAUGGAUAAAUGACUCGAAAAACCUGAUGACUCGAUAGAUGAACUAAUCAAUUAUUUUUGGACCCAGUUUUAAUAAAAGCUCAAAGAAGAUUCAAUGCAUGGUUGCAGAGAGACUUGACCUUGAGAGUCAGAAUACUGCUUGCUAAUGCUUCCAUACACGCACUCUCUCUGUAUGUGGACAACAAAAUCUCUAAUUCAGUUUCAUGUUUAAUUUUGUUUGGAAAAACAAUAUCCAUUAUGUUAAGAAGUCUGUAUUAAUGAACACAUGAUUAUGGUGGGUUGAAUUUCCUUGAUUUAUUUUGCUAGAAUCCCUUACAAUUUAUCUAAAUUUCAUAAACAGGCAUUACUUGCAUGGUCAUUAAUUUUUAAGCACAAUUUCUCCCCUCACCAGUACUUCAUUUGGAACAAUCAAGACAUUUUAUAACAGAAAAUAAUAACUGGUUUUAGAAUUAUUUUGGUUGUUUCCCAGUUAUUUAACUCGGAAGGUCUUAUUUAAAGUUACAAAGAAUUCUUAAGUAAAUGUAAUUUUCCAGUAACUCGCUAAGAAUUCUCCAUUGUCAUGGGCGCUAUUCCUAAAGGAGCCAUUAUGCUUUUAUGCUUUUAACUUACCAUGUAUAUAUUGGACUCUGUUAGAUCAUCGAGCACUAUUUCUAGACUCAUUUGAAAUCCCAGUAGGAAAAUGAAGCUUUUUUGUCACAUCCUUCAUCAUGUAACUAUAAGAUUAGAUCUCUUUUUCAAAAAGAGCUUGAAACAACUUUAUAUCUGGUGUCUUAUUUGAGGUAUGUGACUGAUCAUAUUGAUUGGAAAAAAAGUAUGGACUCUGUCUUUGGAAUACAUAAUAACAAGGUUAGAGAAAUCUCAUUCAAACUGUUAGUUUACAACUGCUAAAGUGUAAAGGUUUAAGUCAGACAUAGAUACAAACUGUUCUAUUUGUGGAUCUUUUGGGAUUGUCCUCACACAACUAUUUUGGAUUGAAUUCUCUAAUUUUAUCCAUCGCAGUGUGCUCCAGGGUUUCUCUUUGCUUUUUAAGAAUGUGCUGUUUGGCUUCUUUAAUAUUCAAAAAGACAAAAUUAACGAAUGUUUUAUUUUUAACCUAUUAUGACUUCUUGGAAAAUGUCAUAUUCACCGCAGUAAA